Molecule: messenger RNA, 1826 nt
Organism: Episyrphus balteatus (marmalade hoverfly)
Lineage: Eukaryota; Metazoa; Arthropoda; Insecta; Diptera; Syrphidae
Product: synaptic vesicle glycoprotein 2C-like
Exons: 7
Coding region: 161-1723 (520 amino acids)
Biological process (GO): transmembrane transport
Cellular component (GO): membrane
Molecular function (GO): transmembrane transporter activity
Source: RefSeq, a predicted model, not a curated record
AAGUUUUUUUGUUUUGUAAAAAGUAUCGACAGUAUCUUUUAGCUUUAGCUUUGAAAAAUUCUUUAGUCAAAUAAAUGCAAUAUUAUUUUGAUCUUUAAAAUAAAAUAAAUAACAUAUGGUUAAUUUGUACAUGAUUUUCAAGAAGAAUUUAAUUUAAGACAUGGAUUCGACAAAUAGGAGUAAAAUAAGCAAAAGUGCUAUUCCAUUUUCCGAAGCUUUGGAAAAAACUGGCUUCGGAAUAUUCAACUAUGUCCUAAUAAUCCUCGGUGGAUUGCUAUUGACAUGUAACUAUUAUGAAACUGCUGUUGCUAGUUUUAUACUUCCAGCUGCAGGAUGUGACUUAGAACUGACAAACCAAGAAAAAGGCAUAUUAUCAGCUAUUGGAUAUAUUGGAAUAAUUGUCAGUUCACAUUUUUGGGGAUUUUUAGCGGACACAAAAGGCAGACGAUAUGUUAUUUUACCUGCAAUUUUGAUAAGUACAACAGUAUCUGUAUUGUCAAGUUUUUCAAAUACAUUUUGGUUGCUUGUUCUUCUAAGAUUUUUAAAUGGAUUUUUUGUUUCUGGUGCAUCAGCAACUGUCUACGCAUAUGUUGGAGAGUUUCAUACAGAUCACUCAAGGACUCGUGUAAUUAUGGCAUCGUCAUGUGUUUUUUCUAUUGGAUGUAUGCUAUUGCCCUGUAUAGCUUGGGCAGUUAUUAAUCAAAGUUGGUCUUUGCCAAUACCUUUUCUUGGAGUAGUCUACAAACCGUGGAGACUUUAUAUAGUAGCUUGUGCAUGUCCAGGAAUUCUCUCUGCAAUUAUCAUAAUGUUUUAUCCUGAAAGUCCGAAAUUUCUCAUGUCUAUUGGCAAGAACGAGGAAGCUCUAAAGAUUUUAAGAAAAAUACAUAAAUGGAACAAAGGAAGUGGAGAUUUUCAAAUACGUGAAAUUAUAUUUGAUGAGGAUACAUCAUCAUUGAAGAAUGCCUCAACCAAAAGUUCCAGUUUUAUUGUAAUUUUUUUCCAAACAAUGUGGAGACAAACUGCACCACUUUUACAAAAAGGUUUAAUCCUUUCGACUGUUUUAGCUUGUACAAUUCAAUUUUGGAUUUUUGUCACUCUCCAUGGAAUGGCAAUUUGGUUUCCCUACACAGUUCAUAAUAUGGUGGAGUUUAGGAAAAAUAAUCCAGGCAAUUCAUCUAGUAUUUGUGAUGUUAUUUAUGCUAAGGAAUUUCAAUUGGAAAACGAACGAAAACAGGGUAUUGAUAACGUCAAUGAAUGCAAUGAACAAUUUGAAAAUCAAACUUUUAUUCUACACAUUUUGAUUGAAUUUUUCUAUGGAAUGGGAUUCUUUGUUAUUGGUUUUCUAGUUAAUAGAGUUAAAAAAACUCAUAUUCUUUUUUUUGUAUUAUUUGUUUUUGGAAGUUGUGGAAUUUGGAUAAAUUUCAUCUAUAAUACAACUUUAGCUUUACUCGUAUAUAAUAUGCUAUUUUUAGCAGGAGUUGGAAUUCAAGUUACAAGCGAAAUUGUGGUAGACUUGUAUCCUACAUAUUUAAGGGCUAUGGCACUUUGCAUUUCUUUGAUGUUUGGUCGAUUGGGUGGUGUAUUUGGAGCUUAUAUAGUUUCCUGGCUUUUGACAACUAAUUGCGAGUUGACUUUCAACAUUGCUGGAGUGAGUCUCAUGUUAUCGGGACUUUUAACUUUUUUGAUUCCGAAAGUAAAAACUUUUGAUAAAAACGAUCCGUAAUAUUUAUUCGAAUUAGACUUGUUACUGAUUAUAUUAAUCUAAGCAAGACCUAAGAAAAGUCACAAAUGGUUUCAUAAGAGAAUAAAGUUCGUUUUGUAUAAUA